This is a messenger RNA of Hemibagrus wyckioides, 2462 nucleotides long. It is a transcript of the gene chrm1b, whose product is annotated as cholinergic receptor, muscarinic 1b. Gene Ontology annotation, cellular component: dendrite; synapse; plasma membrane. Lineage: Eukaryota; Metazoa; Chordata; Actinopteri; Siluriformes; Bagridae. The coding region runs from base 347 to 1897 and encodes 516 amino acids. Gene Ontology annotation, molecular function: G protein-coupled serotonin receptor activity; G protein-coupled acetylcholine receptor activity. The transcript is spliced from 2 exons. Gene Ontology annotation, biological process: G protein-coupled receptor signaling pathway, coupled to cyclic nucleotide second messenger; adenylate cyclase-inhibiting G protein-coupled acetylcholine receptor signaling pathway; chemical synaptic transmission. The record is from RefSeq and is a predicted model, not a curated record.
UGUGUUAGGACAGAGCUGGAGCCUGCUCGACGUUGUUUUAUUUUUCUUUUGCAUGCAUGGUAUAGGACCCAUGGUCAUAACAGGGCAUGUUAAUCACUAUACAGGUUAAAAUGGACCCAAAGUUUGGUAUCUGUUGGGAAAUUUGGUAUCCUUUGAGGAAUUUCCACUCUUAAUACUAUCGAAGGCGCAGAAUUCACGAUGCAGGAUGAGGAACCGGUCAGCUUUUACGCUUUCCUCCACUGGCUGAAAGAAGGACAGCCGGUCUUCUAAAAUGAAGAAUGCCGGACGACCACGUUUCCAGAAAGCCUGUCAUGCCUAAACCUCAACUCUCUAAUACUCUUGAAGAAUGAAUCUUUCAUGUUGCACCUUGGGUGUAAAUAUGAGCCACACCUGUGAAUGCCAGGUAUCCAACAUGACAGUAGAUCUCGGUCCACUUGGGGGUCAUCAGCUUUGGGAAGUGGUACUGAUCAUUCUUGUGACUGGCACGCUCUCCUUUAUCACCAUCUUGGGUAACCUGUUAGUGCUCAUCUCCUUCCGGCUCAACCGCCAACUAAGAACCAUCAGUAACUAUUAUCUCUUGAGUUUGGCAGUGGCUGACUUGAUCUUAGGGACAGUGUCCAUGAACCUCUACACAGCCAAUAUCAUAAUGGGACGUUGGAUGUUGGGACAUCUAGCAUGCGAUCUCUGGUUGGCGUUAGACUAUGUAGCUAGCAACGCUUCUGUUAUGAACCUCCUAAUAAUCAGCUUCGACAGGUACUUUUCUGUAACACGGCCAUUAACAUAUCGGACCAAACGGACACCCAGGAAAGCUGCGGCAUUGAUCACACUAGCAUGGGUGGUGUCAUUUGUACUGUGGGCCCCUGCCAUCUUGUUUUGGCCCCAUUCAGAAGAGGAACUGGAGGACAAGGUGAACUGCUCAAUCCCCUUUCUAACAGUGCCUUCUUUAACUUUUGGAACAGCCAUAGCUGCCUUCUAUCUCCCUGUCAGCAUCAUGAUCAUUCUAUACUGGCGAAUUUACUGGGAGAUCGAGAACAGAGCAAAAGGACUUGCCAAAUUUGUCGGGUCUGUUGGUAGCAGUCAGAGUAGCUCAGUGAAGGUAGCAAAGAAGUGGUCCAGCAGUACUCGAAGCAGCCUCAGUAGCUCCAUUGAGACACAUCCCAGAAAGGGUCCGGAGCUUGCCAGGAAAAUAUCAGUUGGGUGCUUUCCAGCAAGACAAAAACAACUUCCAGGAAAUCUCUCCAUGCUGCCACCACCAAGUGACAUCAAUUACAGGGAGGCGUGUAGCAGCAGCAGCUGGAAUAUUGAAGACGAGGACGAGGACGAUGCUGCAACAUCUUCGACAAGCGAGGAAGAGCAAAAGCAAGACCAUGCAGCAAUAACGAUGUCCGCAUCGAAUCCCGCACUGAUCAAGCUGAAGGAUUUGCACGUAACAUCCGAGUAUCAACAAGAAAUUCCAGUUUCUGGACAAGUUGUAGAUUCAUCGUUAGGCCAAUCUUCCAGACACCUUUCACUGAAGAAGAACCGACUGCUGGACCUCAGCCUCCAGAAGCAGCCCAAAAACAAAAGGCGACUAAACAUGAUCAUUCGAGAAAAAAAAGCAGCACGGACCUUGAGCGCCAUCUUACUGGCCUUCAUCCUGACCUGGACUCCAUACAACAUCAUGGUCUUGGCUUCUAUUUCAUACCGCGUCCCUGAAAAGUUAUGGCAUCUGGGAUACUGGUUGUGCUACGUCAACAGCACAGUGAACCCCAUGUGCUAUGCUCUAUGUAACGAGUCCUUCCGAACCACCUUCAAAACACUGCUACUUUGUCACCGUGGAGAUGCCAGAAAGUGGCAAACAAGUCACCAGAGCUGCAGUGUUUCCGUGAGGCCCAACAAGUCAUGCAGCACGGUGUGAUGUACAAAUCGGGUCUGUGUAUUUAUGAAAUAAUGGAUAGGAAACCCUGCUGGAGGGUUGUGUCGGAAGAUGCCCCAUCAGAGGGUUGAUCCGAGGAAUCAAAAGUUUAUAGUCCACAACAGCUAUGGAUAAUGCUCCUUCAUAUAAAAACCCAGUGAAGGGCUUUCUCUUGUUUUUGCCAGUGAUAAAUGACAGAACAUUUGGAUAUUUUUGCUCUGUUUAUCAAAGCACUGCUAAGUUAUGCGUUUGGGAAUCCGUGCCCAAAUUUCUCCCCUCCAUCGUCUUAUGAGGUAUCUGCCUUGUGUCCUGCCUACCAGUCUAAUCUCUCAGCUGUGUGCCAUUUGAAAAAGAGAGACGGGAGAGGAUGACUAAAAUAACAGCCGCUCCUCAGUUUCCGAUACACGGGCCCUUUGAACAAUGCAGCCAAAUUGUUCCACUGAAGAUUUUUUCCGUCUGCCGUCCGGUAUCCCUCAGACUCAUUCCUUGUUGUGAACUCAUAAGGAGAAUCGUGAUAAAUUGUGAUAGCGUUAAGAAAUUUGUUAAGAAUUUACCAGAAUUGUAUAUU